AUGGACGUCGGCGUCACCAGCCAGCCAGUUGCGGCGCCAUUGGCGUCCGUCGAGUCGGCCGAUUCUGCUUCUGCCCCUCGGCCGGUGAAAAGAGUUGCGCGCGGAGGAUUCGUCGAUUCGGACGACGAAGAGGAUGACGAUAUCUCUCCAGACACUACGGCACGCGUCACUGCUUCAAUACUGGAGCCAUCACAGCCACAAGCAAAUCAGACACAGCAAACACGGCACAGCGAGCCUACGUCUACAGCGCCUCGUGCAAAUGCCAGCCAGGAGGGCGGCGAUACACAUAUGCACGAUGCACAGAUCCCGUCUCAAGCCGAACUCGACGAUCUCCUGGCCCAGACGGCGCCACCAAAUGACAGCCGGGGCCUGGAAAACCAAGACGGCCUCUCACCGGUACCGGUCGAGCACGAAGAGGAGGACCGCUACGACCUAUUGUUUCGUGCCGCCCCGGCCGCCGACGACACUUUGCCAGCAACCACACAGCCCUCGACAAUGAACACCAUCUUUGUACAGACGUGCUCCGGCCGGGCCAUCCCUGUGCGGCAGCGCAGCACGCCCCGGGCGCCCGUCCCGUACGAAGCCAUGGUGGCGCAGCGGUCCAAGACCAAGGAGGGCCGGGCGCAGCGCAAUUUUUACGGCAUUGCGGUCCACGAACUUGUGGACGGAGCGAGACACGAGAUGGCGGUGCAGAAGGAGGCGGAGAAAAAGAAGCCGGCAGCGGCAGCAGCAGACGCAGCAGGCGAGGCCGUCCAAGCCGCUCCCCAACCCACAAAAGGCAAAGGAACCGCAUCUGGCCGCCGGCCAAAACGCGCAAUGCUGUGGACAGAAAAGUACCGGGCACGCAACUUCAUGGACCUGGUGGGCGACGACCUGACCAACCGGCUGGUGCUGCGGUGGCUCAAGCGGUGGGAUCCGCUGGUGUUCCCGGGUGCGCGGAAGCGUGUUCCCCUUGUCAAGACACCGCACGCGGACGGCAACGGCAACGGCAACGAGGAAUCCGAAAAACCUCACCGCAAGAUUCUCAUCCUGACGGGCCCGCCCGGCCUCGGCAAGACGACGCUCGCCCACGUGUGUGCGCGGCAGGCGGGAUACGAGGUGCUGGAGAUCAACGCCAGCGACGACCGCAGCAGGGACGUGGUCAACGGGCGGAUCCGCACGAGCCUGGGCACGGAGAGCGUCAAGGCGGUGGAGCAGACAACAACGCUAGGCGCGGCAGCCGCAGACACCAAGAAAACCAACGUGGCGCGCCCCGUGUGCGUGAUUGUCGACGAGGUGGACGGUGUGGUGGGCGGCACCGGCAGCGGCGGCGAGGGCGGCUUCGUCAAGGCGCUGAUCGACCUGGUGCUGCUGGACCAGAAGAACGCGGGCGGCGCGGCGUCCGCUGCUCAGACGACGGCGGCCUCGAGAAGCCGCAGAAGCCGACGCGGCGACGACUUCCGACAGAUGCGCCCGCUCGUCCUCAUCUGCAACGACAUCUACCACCCGGCGCUGCGGCCCCUGCGGUUGUCGGGGCUUGCCGAGAUUGUGCACGUGGGCAAGCCGACGGUCGAGACGGUGGUGACGCGGCUGAAGACGAUUUUUGAAAAGGAAGGGAUCCCGUGUGAGAAGGAGGCAGCGCGCAAGCUGUGCGAGGCGGCGUGGGGGAUGGCGACGGGCAGCGAAGCAGGCAGGCGGGGGACCGAGAGCACAGCAGAAGGCGACCUGCGGGGGGUGAUGGUGGUGGGCGAGUGGGUGGCGCGGCGACUGCGGGCGACGGCAUCCGUGGACACGUUUGCAUCGGCGACGCCGCACUUGACGCGCGCUUGGGUCGACAAGCACGUGCUCCCGGAUCUCGCGAGCGGUGGCGGCGAAGGCGGCGGCAUCGGGGCCCGCGGCCUUGGUCGCGGCGGUGUGCGCGAGAUUGUGACGCGCGUCUUCCAGGAGGGUGCCGGCUUCCCCAAGACAGCGGCCAGCACGGCAGGGCAAGUGACAGCGUCGACAUCGUCGACAUGGACAGCGUCGGCCACGGCGACGUCCGCCCAGACAUCCUACCGGCACGAGCAGCCCAAGGGGCAGAUGAGCUUCGCCGAGGCGCAGCAGCGCUACGCGAUGGGCCGGCUGCGGGAGAUGAUUGAGACCAGCGGCGACGUCGACCGCAUCAUGACGGACAUCUUUGGCGAAUACCCGCACCGCGAGUUCAACGACGACAGCUUCCUCAGCAAACCGGACGCGGCGUACGAAUGGAUGCACUUCCACGACGCGUGCGCGCGCCGCGUGUUUGGCAGCCAGGAGUGGGAGCUGGCGCCGUACACGAGCCAGCCCGUGCUGGCGUGCCACCAGCUGUUUGCGACGACGCGGAAAUAUGUGCCGGACGACGCGCGGGCGGGAGAGGACGGCCGUCCCGCGCUGCCCUUUUCCGGCCCCCGCGCUGAUUUUCUGGCACGCGAGGCCGAGAAGCACAGCCGCGCAGCACUGCAGGCCAUCCAGGCGCAGCUGCCGCCCUCGCUGAUGCGCGCGUUCCGCAACGCCGAGGACCUGGCCGCCGACUUUCUGCCCUACGUGCUGCGGCUGGUGUCGCCCGAUGUGAAGCCGGUGCUGGUCAACGUGGCCGCAGCCAGCCACGCGGGCGCCAACGGCAAGAGCAGUGGCCCCACGGCGGUGGCCAGUGUCCGCCGCGAGGGCGAAAAGAUGCUUGUGCGGCGUGCAGCCGAGGUGCUCGCCGAGCUGGGCAUCAAGCUGCAGCGCGGCAUGCUCGAGGACGCGGGCGGGCCGUCCUCCGCCGCCCCCGUUGGUGUUGGCCGCCCGCAGUGGGUCUACCGCAUGGAGCCCGACCUGGACAUGCUGGCGUCGUUUGAAACGGCCAGCGGGCUGCUGCUGUCCGGCAGCAGCGCGGCGCCCACGCGGUAUGCGGUGCGGCAGGUGCUCGACCAGGAGCUGCGCAAGACGCUGGCGGCACGAGACAAUGCGGCGCGCCAGGCACGCUUCCAGGCCGGCACAGCUCUGGGCGCGCCCAGCAACGACGACGACAAGGAGAACCGGAGCAGCAAGCGCAGCGGCGUCAAGCGCAAGUCGGCGGCAGCGGACCUGGAGGAGGCGUCUGUCAAGCGCGACUUUUUCGGCAGAAUCAUGGCCGAGGUGCCGACGGCAGCCACCAACGCGCUGCAGGAAGUGGACGGCAACGCGCGCGCGGACCGGUCCAAGAACGGCGCCGCUGCCGACGAAGGCACCGGCGACAAGGGCCAGCGGGUGUGGGUGACGUUCCACGAAGGCCUGAACAAUGCUGUGCGCAAGCCCAUCUCGGUCGACGAGUUCUUGCGGGGCCUGUAA
This is a messenger RNA of Sporothrix brasiliensis 5110, 3309 nucleotides long. RefSeq lists its product as uncharacterized. Gene Ontology annotation, cellular component: nucleus. The transcript has a single exon. Lineage: Eukaryota; Fungi; Ascomycota; Sordariomycetes; Ophiostomatales; Ophiostomataceae. Gene Ontology annotation, molecular function: DNA binding; ATP binding; ATP hydrolysis activity. The coding region runs from base 1 to 3309 and encodes 1102 amino acids. The record is from RefSeq and is a predicted model, not a curated record.